This is a messenger RNA of Entrophospora candida, 193 nucleotides long. NCBI's taxonomy places the organism in Eukaryota, Fungi, Glomeromycota, Glomeromycetes, Entrophosporales, Entrophosporaceae. The record is from the annotation of a GenBank genome assembly.
AUGUCUAAUUCAGAACUUGCUAUCAGUUAUGCUGCACUUAUUCUAGCAGACGAUGGUGUUGAAAUUACUUCUGAUAAAUUAACAACUUUAACCAAAGCUGCGGGUAUUGAUGUUGAACCAGUCUGGGCAAAUUUAUUUGCUAAAGCUCUUGAAGGAAAAAACGUUGCUGAUCUUUUAAUGAACGUUGGUGCAG